Molecule: messenger RNA, 984 nt
Organism: Populus nigra (black poplar)
Lineage: Eukaryota; Viridiplantae; Streptophyta; Magnoliopsida; Malpighiales; Salicaceae
Product: large ribosomal subunit protein P2A-like
Exons: 4
Coding region: 435-767 (110 amino acids)
Biological process (GO): cytoplasmic translational elongation
Cellular component (GO): cytosolic large ribosomal subunit; ribosome
Molecular function (GO): structural constituent of ribosome
Source: RefSeq, a predicted model, not a curated record
UUCAUAUGCAAUAAAAUAAUUUAUUUCGACUUUUUUCUACUAUUUAUUUUCAUAAAAAGUUUAAUAAUUUAAUUUAUGAGAUUCAUUUAUUCAAAAUAUAAUCCUUUUUCAAUGUCAUGAGAUAUAUGCUUGAAAAGGGAAUUCAAGAAUAAUAUUUGGUAAUUAAAAUUAGCAUUAAUGACACAAAUUAUUCCAUUGAUUAUGUUUUUUAAAAAAUAAAAAACCAUUGUUAAAGAUUAAAAAAAAAAACCCAUGUCCUUGUGCAUAGCGGAAAACGUGCAAAGGAAGUUACUUUAAACGACUAACCAGGCAUCAUAAAACCCUAACCCUGACUCUAUUAACACCCCAUCAAAACCCUAACUUUCACACGGUUUUCUUCUUUCUCUGAAGAUCAAAGAAAAAACCCUCAAAGAGGAAAAAGAAAGAAAUAAACAAUGAAGACUGUUGCUGCUUUCUUGUUGGCUGUUUUGGGUGGCAACAAUAGCCCUUCUGCUGAAGAUAUCAAGAAGAUUCUUGCCUCUGUUGGUGCUGAAGCUGAUGAUAAGAUUGAGCUACUCUUGUCUCAAGUUAAGGAUAAGGAUAUAACUGAGCUUAUUGCUGCUGGAAGGGAGAAAUUAGCUUCUGUGCCUUGUGGUGGUGGCGAAGCUGUUGCAGCGGCUGCUCCAGCUGAUGGCGCUGCUGCUCCUGCUGCUGGUGAGACAAAAGAGGAGAAGGUAGAAGAGAAAGAGGAUACAGAUGAUGAUCUGGGCUUCAGUCUCUUUGAUUGAGGAACUAUGAUAUCAGAAAAACUUUAUUCUUCAGAUCAGCUGUAGUACAGCUUUAGAACAUUACUUCUGCAGGAUGCAGGUUACGAGUAUUUUCUUUUUUUGAGACUAGAAAACCCUAGGUGUGCUAGAAAAAUCUGAGAUUUUAACUGUGGAUAGUGAUAUUUUUCCUUUUGUUCGUGAUCUUUUUAUCAAAGAUUAAAAUUUCGGUUGAGGUAUA